This is a messenger RNA of Harpia harpyja (harpy eagle), 3396 nucleotides long. It is a transcript of the gene TNN, whose product is annotated as tenascin N. Gene Ontology annotation, molecular function: protein binding. NCBI's taxonomy places the organism in Eukaryota, Metazoa, Chordata, Aves, Accipitriformes, Accipitridae. The transcript is spliced from 17 exons. The record is from RefSeq and is a predicted model, not a curated record. The coding region runs from base 2 to 3142 and encodes 1046 amino acids.
GAUGGAUUUCUGGAGGUGGCUUGCUUUCCCAAUGGGAGUAUUGCUGUGCUGUGCUCUUCAGACAUCUGCUGUUCAACAACCUGCAUCUCACAACUGCACCAGCAAUGGUCAAAGAAUAUCCUUCAGCCACUCCUACAAGAUUGACCUGCCCAUGUCCUCUCAGACUAAGGUGGAAGCAGAUCUGUUACAGCAUGAAGACAACAGCGGGGUGCAGCUAGAUCCUGGCAAGGCCAUGGAAAACGAAGAGCAGAAUAUAAUCUUUAGGCACAACAUCCAUGUGCAUGCACCCAAAGGGGACUGCGAAACUUUGACCCACAUUAAGGGUCUGUUUGAAAGGAUAGAGAAGCUUGAGAAAGAAGUGGCAGAGCUGAGAGAAGUUUGCAGCCCUCAGAAAUGUUGUGGAGGAAGCCAAGGUAUCUCGCAUUGCAGCGGCCAUGGGACUUUCGUCUAUGAGACUUGCAGCUGUAAGUGUGCCGAGGGCUGGGAGGGCAGUGACUGCUCCCACCCCACCUGCCCCAGCCACUGCAGCGGCCAUGGGUGCUGUGACAGCAGGAAGUGUAUCUGUGAUGAACCUUACUUUGGUGAGGACUGCAGCCACCAGCUCUGUCCUGAGAACUGCAGCGGCAAUGGGAUCUGUAACACAACCAAAGGGGUCUGCCAGUGCUACGAGGAGUUCAUUGGAGAGGACUGCAGUGAGAAACGAUGUCCCAGGGACUGCAGUGGCAAUGGGUUCUGUGACACAGGAGAGUGCUACUGCCACGACGGCUUCUUUGGCCUUGACUGUUCCCACGUGCUUGCUCCUCAGAACUUGCAGCUACUGAACUCCACAGAGAACUCUCUGGCUGUCAGCUGGGAUCCAAUGAUUGAUGUAGAUAAUUACCUCGUUAACUAUUAUCCAGUAGGGUAUGAGACGUUGGUGAAACAAGUCCACGUGCCCAAAGAGCAGCUCAGCUAUGAGAUUGUGGGUGUCCACCCUGGCACCACAUACAAUGUCACGCUUCAUCAUGUGAAGAAGGGGAUUGCCAGUGAGCCCAAGUAUCUAGAAGCAAGUACAGUCCUGUCUGCACUCAGUGCCAUCUGGGUGACAGAGGAGAUGGAGCACUCCCUGGAAGUGGAGUGGGAGAACCCACCAACAGAUGUGGAUUAUUACAAGCUGAAGUUCAGAUCCCUGGUGGGGAUGGAUGAGAAGCAGGUCAUGGUGCCGAAAAGCAAUGACCCUAAGAGCAGACACAUCAUGACUGGCCUGAAACCUGGCACAGAGUACGAGGUCACUGUCAUACCCAUGAAAGACGAUACAGAGGGAAAACCAUCCUCAGUGAGUGGUAGGACUGGAGUUGAUAGUCCAACCAAUGUGGCAACUGACCGAGUGACAGAAGAUACAGCCACUGUCUCAUGGAAUAAAGUUGAGGCUCCCGUAGACAGGUACAUGGUGAGAUACACCUCAGCUGAUGGGGACAUUAAGGAGAUGGAGGUGGGGAAUGAAAAUGACAUCAUCACCUUACUGGAUCUGAAGCCAGGCAUGGAAUAUGUCAUCCACAUCUGGGCAGAGAAGGGACCCCAGCAGAGCAAGACGGCAAGCAUCAGAGCUGUGACAGGUAAUUGCUGGCUAAUACAGCUGUUGACUGACCAGGUGACAGAGGAUGCAAUUACUGUUCCCUGGAACAAAGUCCAGGCUUCAACAGACAGAUGCACAGUGAGCUACACCUCAGCUAAUGGGGACACAGAGGAGAGAGAGGUGGAGAAAGACAAGAAUGUCACUACCUUGGCAGGACUGAAGCAAGGCAUGGAGUACGUCAUUUAUAUCUGGGCAGAAAAGGGAGAACAGCAGAGCAAGAGGGCCAGCACUGAGGCUGUGACAAAAAUUGACAGCCCAGCUCACCUGGUGACUGACCAAGUGACAGAGGACACUGCCACCAUCUCCUGGGACAGGGUCCAGGCUCUCAUCGAUAGGUACAUGGUGAACUACACCUCUGUUGAUGAUGACACAGAGGAGAUGGAAGUGGGAAAGAAUAAGACUACGAUGACUCUGACAGGACUGAAACCUGGCAUUGAAUAUGUCAUCCUCUGGGCAGAGAAAGGAACGCGGCAAAGCAAGAGGCUCAGCACUGAGGCAGUGACAGAGAUUGAUCCUCCCAAGAACCUCUGUGUAUCAGAUGUGACUCAUUCUACUGGUGUGGUUACCUGGAGUCCUCCUGCAGCACAGAUUGAUGGCUAUGUUCUGACCUACCAGGGUCAAGAUGGCACAAGCAAGGAAGUACAGCUUGGCCCUAGUGAACAAUGGUUUGUGCUGGAAGGACUGGAACAAGGAGUGAGGUAUACCAUCUUUGUGAUGGCCUAUAAGGGAGAUCGCCAGAGCAGAAAGACAGACAGUACCUUCUCAACAGUUAGCUUCCUCUACCCAUAUCCUACGGACUGCAGCCAGAUGCAGCAGAACGGAAAUGCCUCCAGUGGCAUAUACACCAUUUACCUGAAUGGGGAUGGCAGCAGGCCAGUGCAGGUGUACUGUGACAUGACCACUGAUGGAGGCGGGUGGAUAGUGUUUCAAAGACGGAGCACUGGCGAGGUGGAUUUCUACAAACGCUGGAAAAAUUAUGUGGAAGGCUUUGGAGAUCCCACUGGGGAAUUUUGGCUUGGUCUUGACAAGCUGCACAAUCUCACAAGCAGCAGCCCCAUCCGCUAUGAGCUCCGGGUGGAUUUGCGGACAGCCAGUGAAUCUGUCUAUGCUGUCUAUGACUUCUUCCAGGUUGCCUCAAGCAGGGACAGAUACAGGCUGUCGGUGGGGAAUUACAGAGGCAAUGCUGGGGAUGCAAUGACUUACCACAAUGGCUGGAAGUUCACAACGUGGGACAGAGACAAUGAUGUGGCUCUCAGCAACUGUGCUCUGACACACCAUGGUGCAUGGUGGUACAAGAACUGCCACUUGGCCAACCUCAAUGGGAAAUAUGGGGACAGCAAGCACAGCGAGGGUGUGAACUGGGAGCCAUGGAAAGGCCAUGAAUUCUCCAUCCCUUUUACCGAGAUGAAGAUCCGUCCUCAGUCUCCCAGUAAUGAGCCAAUCCUGGAGAGGAAGAAGAGGUCUCUACCAGGGAAGAGGAAGGAGAUCAGCCUGAAGAAAAGCCUGAGGAGACAUGCAAUAAAUUAAUGUUCACACUCCUGGGUGAGGCCCAGAACAGGAUAUUAAAAUUCUGGACUACCAGCUACAGCUGAGGAAGAAGUAUGAUCUCACCAAAUGAUGCUUGCUCAAAGGCUUCCUUGUCUGAGCAGAUUGGAACGUGAUUGUCCUAUGUCUUAAUGGCCUUUCCUAUCCUAAUGCUAAGCUGAGUAAUACAUUUUAAAGAAUCCUUCUCAGGCUUUGGGGGAAAUAAUAAAAUUGCAAAUAAAGGAGCUCUUAAAAUA